Thunnus maccoyii (southern bluefin tuna) is the source of this 3581-nucleotide messenger RNA. Its product is annotated as pyroglutamylated RF-amide peptide receptor. Gene Ontology annotation, biological process: G protein-coupled receptor signaling pathway. The transcript has 6 exons. NCBI's taxonomy places the organism in Eukaryota, Metazoa, Chordata, Actinopteri, Scombriformes, Scombridae. Gene Ontology annotation, cellular component: membrane. Gene Ontology annotation, molecular function: peptide binding; neuropeptide Y receptor activity. The coding region runs from base 29 to 1477 and encodes 482 amino acids. The record is from RefSeq and is a predicted model, not a curated record.
GUUGCUGCAGCGACAGCAGCAGGGUCUGAUGAGUGACGGAGGCAGCGCAACAUCCAGAUGCACUAGUGGCUUAAAGAAGAAGAGAAGGUUCCAGCUCUAUUUUUUUUUCUUUCUGUCUGCAAGCAACUUGGGCUCAGGAUUGAAGACGCGUGUCAGGAUGGCGGCAGCCUCGACAGACUCGGCGCAGGGGUCCACCAAAAUAACUCCUGAAGUGCUGCAGGAGAUGCUCCAGUACUACAACCUGAGCCGCCAGGAGUUCAUCAACACUUACAACAUCCAGCCGCUCGUCUACAUCCCCGAGUUACCGUACAGUGCAAAGACCACCUUCGUGAUCAUGUACUUGGUUAUUUUCGUCCUGGCUCUUGCUGGAAAUAGUUUGGUGAUCUACAUAGUUUUGAAGAAACGGGCGAUACAGACGGCAACAGAUAUUUUUAUUUGCUCUCUGGCGGUCAGCGACCUGCUCAUCACUUUCUUCUGCAUCCCUUUUACUUUGCUGCAGAAUAUCUCGUCUGAAUGGUUCGGAGGUGUUCUGGUUUGCAAGACAGUUCCAUUUGUACAGACCACAGCCAUAGUGACAGGCAUCCUCACAAUGACCUGCAUCGCCAUUGAGAGAUACCAGGGCAUUGUCUUCCCACUGAAAAUGAGGAGGCAGUACUCAUCGAAAAGAGCAUACAAGAUGCUUGGGCUUGUAUGGAUUGCUUCUGUGAUAGUGGGUUCACCAAUGCUAUUUGUGCAACAGCUAGAGGUGAAGUACGACUUCUUAUAUGAUCACUAUCACGUGUGCUGUCAGGAGAGUUGGCACUCUCUGACUCACAGGCAGGCAUACACCACCUUCAUCAUGGUGGCUCUUUUCCUGCUCCCUUUGGCAGCCAUGCUGUUCCUCUACACUCGUAUUGGCAUUGAGUUGUGGAUCCGCAAGAGGGUGGGCGACUCCUCAGUCCUCAACACCAUGAACCACAGGGAAAUCAAUAAGAUCUCAAGGAAAAAGAAGAGAGCUGUUAAAAUGAUGAUCACCAUUGUUCUGCUGUUCACCAUUUGCUGGGCACCAUUUCACACAGUCCACAUGCUCUUUGAAUAUUAUGACCUGGAGAAGAAAUACGACGGGGUGACACUUAACAUGAUCAUCGCCAUUGUUCAGGCCAUCGGGUUCUUCAACAGCUUCAACAAUCCUAUCGUGUAUGCCUUCAUGAAUGAGAACUUCAAGAAAAGCUGCAUCUCCACCCUGUCCCACUGCAUCAGAAAACCUAACCAGCAGAGCGGUGCCGUGGUGGCACCCAAACUGAGCGUACAGUUCAUUAAACCCCAAAGCAGAGAAGCCUUCCUGGAAUCAGAUGAAGGCAACAGCUCGAAGCAGCACUCAGCGGAGAGAGGCCCUUCAAGUUCAUCGCAUGGAGAGAGCUCCCUGGAAAUAAUGGGUGAAAAAAUCUCCACCAUCCAAACAGAGCUCCCUGCAAACAGCUCCUCUCAAGUCAAAUGAGGAGGGACUGGCUCAAUGUUCAGGUGUUAAGCAGUUGAACUCAACCCUCAUGUUUGCUGUCAGUCACUGGCACCCAACAACAGAUGUGAUUUGAAGUCUCACAGUUGCGGUUCAAAGACUCAAACAGCUCGAAAAUAUAUCUCUGCAGCACCAGAAGCAAGAGAGUUUUUAAAAUUCUGUUCAGGAGUACAGCAGGAUGGAAAUGAAGGAAUCCCAAAAAGAGGUAGUUUUACUAUAAAGACCACCCUGGGAGUCACCAAUCAAUCAAUUAUCUGAAUCAAGAAAUCAUUUCUGUUGAGAUGUCUCUGAAAUCUGCAGGGCAUUCAACCUCUCUCAGUGAGCGUUUAAUGAUGUGUUGGAGGGAACGAUGUUCAAAGUCAUCCCAAAUGAACAAAAACUUUUACCACUGUUUGGACCCGACAAUAGACAUUGACUUUACUAAGCCAUGCUUUUAGCAACAAAGGAUGACCAAGGGCAACGCCUCAGCUUUUAUUGCACUGCUUUAUUUUCAUUAAUCCAAAUUAGCUCUUCAGCACGAAUCAAUUCAGUUGAGGUUAAUUCAGUUCUAAACCUUUAUUUUAACAAGAUGACGCAAAUUCCUUUAAUGUGUGUCUUUGUAGACAUUUUAACUGCUUGUGAAAUCCUGUGGAGAUCAGGGAUCACCUCUUCAUAAAACUCAAAACUGAUUUCAAACAUCCCUUUUUGUCAGAGGAGCACACUCUGCACUUUUCUUUCAGUUAAACUAUUUUAGUAUUGAAUGUCAUAAUGAUUUUGACAUUGAUUGCUCAACAAAGAAGAUGGCCCUGCAGACACAGCCUUUGUAGUUUUAAGGCUGAAAUAAAGGACCACAUGCCCUCAUGUCUCACCACACAGGAUCUUUUUAGAAGAAACCCAAUGACAUACAAGAUAUUCAUUAUUCACUUUUUUGAUUUUUACAGUCUAUUGCUUUAUUGAAGAGAAAAAUUGGAUUAAUUCUCAUUUGCAAUGAACUAAAGAAGCUUUUUUUAUGUUCAUUCAGUCAUUUAAUCAUAACGAUGAAUCAAAGAAUUUUUAUUAUACUGCUAUAGUAAAUUGAUACAGCCAUUUCACACGAGUAACAAAAUUUAGAUGUUGAGGCAGCAUGAGCCUGUGGGAUGGACAGAUGCACAGAGUUACCUUCCUUUAGAGAUAAAUAUGGCCUAUGAUGUCACACACAGAAUAACACAAGGGACAAAAUUGGGUUCAGUAUUAAUGUGUUUGCUUAAUAGUGCCGUGGAAAAUUUCCGUAAUGUUUUUGUCUAAAUGCGACAAGUGAACGUUACCAUUAUGGUGUAUAUAUGAAGUUAGUUACAUGUUCUGUAAUGAUAUGUUUGGUAACUACAGCUCUACAGCUUUAUUCUCUCUUCUGUGCAGAUUGUUGAUUUUAAAGAUGUUGCAUUGAAAAUCAAAUCAUCUUUCAUUUAAAACACAUUUCUUUCUUUCUUUUUGUUAAUCCAGAUCUCUGGAUCAGAACGCUAGGCUUUAAUUUUGGCUUGUGUUGCACAGGUUUUGCCCUUUGACGACUGUCAAUGGCAUUUCUUAAAGACUGUUUUUUUCUCAUACAGGAGAACAGGAUUUUGCAACAAAUGAGGUCAUAAUCUUGUUGAAAUAUUCAAUUUUAGAUUGAAUAAAACUAAAUAUUAUAACCUGUUUCUUUGUUUUCAGUAUAUAUUGAGUUAAAGAGAGACGGGACCUUAGACCCUAGAAAUGAGACUCAUUCACUCAAAAAAUAAUAGUAACACCUGAUAAACUCAGUUUUGUGUCCGGUAAGGAAGGGUUAGGGCUAAAAUUUACACAUUUUUAUUCCAUUAUUUGACAAAUAUUUGUCACUGAUUUUUUUAUUAUUUUAUGGAAACCUUUUGAUCUGGGCAUCAUGUAGCCAUUUGAUAUUUGAAUUUUGUAAACUCUUAUCAUUUCAUGUGAUAAUUUAUUGCCAGAUUGAACAUAACUUUUCUACAGCCUAAUAAGAAAAGCUUUUUUUUCAGUAACAAAAGAUGACAUGUACUCUAUAUUGUUUGGCUGCCACAUCAGCUUUGCUCCAUUUAGCAGCAGAUUACUGUAGUUUAGCAAAAUUGAUCGACUCAAA